AUGCAGUGGAACAUAGUUUGUUGUCUCUUUUUGGUGGCUUUUGUUGUGGCGAACGAAACCAACACCUUAACGGAGGAUUCGAAACCACAAGUGGGAAAAGAUGCUGAAGAAGUGCGUGGAGUUGUAAAAAAGGAUUUGAGUACAUUGAGUAUAAAGGAACAAAAACAAGUGGUACAGAUCGCAGACUCGAUUUCUAAAAAAGAAGCAGAAAACUCAAAUGCUGAAACGACAACGGAAGCAGACACCGACACCGAAGUGGUGGAAGCGCAAUUUGUUGAAGGUGAGAAUACUAUAGAUAAUGUCACCGAUUCCGCCCCAAAAUCGCCAGUAUCCUGUGAAAAUGACUCCACAAAACAAAAACACGAGCAGCGUCCGGAGAACUUAAGUGCCACACCUAAAUUUCAUGGCGGUGGUAAGCCUUAUCUUCAGUUAGUUGUGCCCACACAAUAUCCGUACACUACAAGAGCACCACCGCCACACCACUAUCAUCCGGGCUAUGGCGGGAACCCCGGCUAUGGCGGGAACCCAGGCUAUGGUAGUAAUCCUGGGUAUGGUGGAUAUCCUGGGUAUGGUGGUUAUCCUGCGUAUGGUGGUUAUCCUGGUUAUGGCGGCUAUGGUGGCUAUCCCGGUUAUGGCGGUUAUCCCUUCUACGGUGGUUAUUCCUUUUACGGCGGUUAUCCCUUUUACGGCGGAUAUCCCUUCUUUCCUUUUGUUAAUGGCACAUUCGCACGCUUUCGCAAUCUCAAUUUAGAACAACAGAUUGACGCUGAAGACUCAAGGAGCUCGACGACAUCAAAGAAGAAGGAAAAUGUGAAAGAGUCCAUACCAUCAUUCUUUCGUUUAUGGAAUUUUGGUUGA
Messenger RNA from Anastrepha obliqua, 858 nucleotides. RefSeq names its product translation initiation factor IF-2-like. The record is from RefSeq and is a predicted model, not a curated record. The transcript is spliced from 3 exons. Bases 1 to 858 code for a protein of 285 amino acids. Lineage: Eukaryota; Metazoa; Arthropoda; Insecta; Diptera; Tephritidae.